AUGGCUUCCACAGACCAAGAGAAAGACUCGCAACGAGACUCUUUAAGUCUCGAGGCCGACGAGAACUCGGUCGAGAUUACCAUCAAAUUCCCUCCUGAAAAGCACACCCAAAAAUGGGUUUUCUCCCCAGCCGACACCUUCGAGCACCUCCUUCUCACCCUCUCCCUCGAGUUCCCCUCCUACGACUGGUCCAAAGCCAAAGCCCUCCUUGAGAAGCGCCAAACCGGGCUCAAGUCCAUCUACACCCCCUCGGACGACUCGGCCCUCCCCCUCUCCACCCUCAACAACACCACCCUCCGCCUCCUCGCCCCGCAGACCUCCGCCCUCAGCACCCUCCAAGACCAGCGCGCCGCCGCCGAGACCUGGCAAGCCAAGCGGGCCCUCGCUCGCGCGCGGUACGGCCGCCUACCCGCCGCACAAAAACGCACCGCCGACGACACCAACCACACCUUCCACGCACUGCGCGCCCUGCCACACCUCCCCAACUCCGCACGCAGCCUCGCCUUCCUGGAACGGCUCAAAUCCGACCCCGGCAUCCGCACCGCAAUGCGCAAGCACCAAUUCUCCGUCGGCCUGCUCACCGAGAUGGACCCGGCGAGCGCCACCUCCGCCUCGCACGAGGGCGUGACCCGCAUCCUGGGCCUCAACCGCAACCGCGGCGAGGUGGUGGAGCUGCGCCUGCGCACCGACGCCUACGACGGCUGGCGCGACUACCGCGUCAUCCGCAAGACCCUGUGCCACGAGCUCGCCCACAACGUGCACUCGGACCACGAUGCGGAUUUCUGGGCGCUGUGUCGCCAGAUUGAGAGGGAGGUGGAUCGUGCCGAUUGGACGCAUGGCGGGCAGACGGUCGGUGGGGAGGAGUAUGCGCCUGAGAGGGGGGAGGAGGAUGAAUUGGGGGAGGGGAUGGUUAUGGACCAUGGUGGGUGGGAGGGGGGCACGUAUGUGCUUGGUGGUGGGGGUGGUGGUGCGGAGGGGCUGAGCGCGAGGGAGGUCAGGGCGCGCGCGGCGGAGGCGAGGUGGUCGAGUUUGGAGAGGGCGACGAGGCGGGAUGGGGAGGGGGGUGGUGAGGGGGGUGGGAGGGAGGAGGAAGGGUGA
Molecule: messenger RNA, 1098 nt
Organism: Chaetomium fimeti
Lineage: Eukaryota; Fungi; Ascomycota; Sordariomycetes; Sordariales; Chaetomiaceae
Product: WLM domain-containing protein
Exons: 1
Coding region: 1-1098 (365 amino acids)
Molecular function (GO): proteasome binding
Source: RefSeq, a predicted model, not a curated record